Molecule: messenger RNA, 165 nt
Organism: Acaulospora colombiana
Lineage: Eukaryota; Fungi; Glomeromycota; Glomeromycetes; Diversisporales; Acaulosporaceae
Source: the annotation of a GenBank genome assembly
AUAGAGGGAGACUACUGGUGCAAACUUGGCGGGUUGUGCCACUUUCCGGUGUGGACCCUGGGCGGCGGGUCAACAUUCCCGACGCUAGCGUAUGCAAAUGUCGAGCGUGCUGACCAGGGGAGAUGCAUUUUGCAUAGCGGAUUGUCAACUCGAUAUAGUAGAUAG